UGGUACUCUCUUGGGGCUCGGAUUCCACUGGCUGACGUCGUUUCUGUCUGUGAGUGUCGACAGGCAGAAAACACGUCAGCCGAUCGACACCCUGAGCCGCGAGAGACCACAUAGACACACCUGCAUUGAGUGGCUGGGCGGGCAAGGCAAGUGACCAGUGCGUCUGAAUGAGGGAGGGUAUCAUGAUGUCGUGAUGCAUGUGGCGGGUGGGCGGUGUGGUCCGUCGGCCGGAGAUCAACGGCCUGGAGGGCAGGGUGGGGGAGGUCCUGCCGCCACACACACAACUCAACAAAUCGGACGUCACACGGUGGGGGUCACACGCAGACGAAAGUGGUUACACAGACAGGCCCGCAUGUGUCUGUCUGUCUGUCUGUUUGUCUGUGUGUGUGUGUGUGCAGGUACCGUGUUAGUCUGUCAGUGUGCGCCACACACGAGCUGUCACUGCGUGGCGACAAUGUGCUGCGGAUUCCCCGGGCUGCGCGCGACCCGCUGAGCCACCUGGUGGCCUCACUCACCGGCAUGCACAUCAACUGACUAACGGCCUGACUGCCUGACUUGGUGGGCGGGCGGCCCGCGGGUGGGCAGCCAUGGCCAUAUCAUCUCUACCUGUGUCCCUUUGUGGGCUGCGGACGGCAUUUGGCUGAGGCUGCUGCGCUGCAUGGCGCGGCCGCUGUGUGUAUACGAGUGAGACCCCAUCCAUGCCUUCUGACUACUGUCGUGUGUCGUGUCACACACACCGAUGGGCCGGUGACUCGUCCUCGAUCGGUCACCCCACACACAUGGGGGCGCACGAAUGACAGACACUGGGAAGACAGCGGCUGUGAGAUGAUACACCCGACGUUACACCCGUCGAUCGAGUCGUGUCUGUUCCACGUUUGUUGCAUGAAAAGCAAUCACAUACACAUCACAACUGUGUGCGCUUUCAACAGUCGACAAGUCACACAGACAAAUAAACACACACCCGCAGCCGGCAUUAAGUGGAUGGAUGGACGACGGCAGUGGCUUCUGUGCCUGUCUGAGAAUGAGUGUACAACGCCGUGGUGAUGGACUCAGUGGGUGUGUGUUGUUCUUUGAGUGUUCUUUGAGUGGUACGCCAUGCUCUUCAGAGGGCUUCUCUGUCGAGCGGGGCAUAGCCAACAGAGAAUACCAGCCGUUUACACACACAUUGG
Molecule: messenger RNA, 1169 nt
Organism: Vitrella brassicaformis
Lineage: Eukaryota; Vitrellaceae
Source: the annotation of a GenBank genome assembly